CUGUAAACUGCUGACCAAUGCACUUUUUGCAUUGAAACGCACCGUGACCUAGCCCCCCACAGGUGCAGUGAUGCUUUCAAGAGGACAGCAUGCUGUGCUGCAGCAGUGCUUGAUUCCAACCUGGACAUCAAGGUCACAAAGUCUCAAUCAUCUCGUUAAAAGUCUCCACCAACUAUCCAAUCGGACUGCUUGCACUGGGUGCCGCAGAGACAGAAUCUUGCAGCUUCGUCAAAACCCAUGGAGUCGUAGAGUGGAGAAUUACCUCAAAAAUGCCAGAGGAUUCUGCAGCACAAAGAAUUGGACUCAAACAUGCACGAAACAGCAUCAUCUUUUGCAGAGUAGAGAAGCUUUUCAAAUUCAAGGCAUCGUCCACAAGCCACUCAAGGCAGCAGUUUUUCUAAGACCUUUAUCGUCGGAAUCAGACCCCGGUCAGAGUGCCUCAUUUAAAAUUGACAUUACUGAGGAAGGCUUGGUGGAUGAUGUGGCCAAAGAACUUGAUGCUGAGGGGGCGGGUGAAAUCAAAAUUCCAAAGGGGAAAACUUUGCCUAGGAACGGCUCAAAGAGGAAUGGCUCAUUGACGGAAUCCCUGGUAAGCGUUGGCAAACUUGUACCAGACAAGAUUGUCAAUCUCUUGGAUGAAGAAGGGGAGUUGUUAGGUUCACUGCACCGUGCUGAGGCCAUUAAACAAAGUCAGAAAACCGGCCUCAAACUUGUGUUGGUCAACUCAAAGACUAAGCCGUAUCCAACAUAUAGAUUAAUGACGGGUAAACAACUCCACCAAGAGCAGAUGGUACACAGAGAGAAAGCCAAAAACGCCAGUGCCCAAACACAGAUCAAAGAGGUCCGAUUGUCCGGUAACAUAGAAAAACACGACCUGGAGGUCAAGCGAAAGCAUCUGCAGGGCUGGCUGAAAGAAGGAGAGUCGCACGUCCACGUCAGAGUGACUGUGAUGGGUGGAGGCAAGGGAGUGAAGAAGAUCACUAAGGAACAACAGAUGGCAGUUGUCCACCAGUUGAUGAAUGGCAUUGAAGACCGAGUCACCUUUGCAAGCAAGCCAAGGGAUAUCGGCAGGGAGGGUAUGAACCUCUCCGUGGUCCUCAGACCUAUGUCAGCCAAGGAGAAGGCCAACAGAGUCAAGCAGAAGAAUGCUGAGGAGAGCCUGAAGCAGGCAGCGGGAGACUCAAGGGAAGAGGCUAAAGUUCAGGAUGAGAAAGUGGACAGUUGAACAAUGUGGACACAUUCGUUCCUGUUUCUGGUGUUUGUUAGGGUGUAGUGGUCAACAAUAAAUAAUAAAUACAACAUUUUAUAGAGCGCUAUAAUCAGAUUGACAAAACAGAUGGGUUUUAAGUAGCGAUUUAAAAGUGUCCAAUGAAGGAGCUGCUUGAAUGUGGGUGGGUAGCUUGUUCCAAAGUGUUGGAGCUAUGACUGAAAAGGCGCGAUCACCAUAGGGUCUCAUGGUGUGGGGUCCCGGGGAAAGCUGGAAAUGAGCGAUUGAAGAAGAGCGAAGCCGUCGGGUAGCUGAUGAAAGUGAAGAAGAACCAAGGGUUUUCGUUCAGAUGAAAUAUUCACAAGAUGAAAUAUUUACAGUUGUUUAUUUUCGGAAAGACUUUCAAGGGUAUUUGCAUCUGUAUUCAGAUUUUUAAAAGUCUCCAAUGUAAAAUAAAAAUCCUGGUUUUUUUGUUUAAAUAAAAUAAGUCGGGCUCUGUGAUGUACUUAUCUAGCACUGAGGAUACUGUUCUCAAAAGCUCAAUGGAAUCUAUAAGUCCAGGGGUUUAUUAACAAAAUGUGGAAAAUCCUUAAUUUAUGGGGGUAAAAGAAAUCAGAACUCAAGGAUACCUGACAAACAACAGGCUCAGUUAUUUGAUAACAUGCAUGAAUCAUCAAAUUGAAUGUGUGAAGAAGCUUGUGAAGAGACCUGCACAAUUUGACUAGGAUAAUUUUGUUCUUCCAUUGGCAAAAUAUUUUUGAAAUGUUUAGUAUUCUAUCUCGUCUGUUGGACAAUAAAACUAUAAUAAUAUGACACCAAA
This is a messenger RNA of Asterias rubens (European starfish), 2027 nucleotides long. Its product is annotated as translation initiation factor IF-3, mitochondrial-like. The record is from RefSeq and is a predicted model, not a curated record. NCBI's taxonomy places the organism in Eukaryota, Metazoa, Echinodermata, Asteroidea, Forcipulatida, Asteriidae. Gene Ontology annotation, molecular function: ribosome binding; translation initiation factor activity. Gene Ontology annotation, cellular component: mitochondrion. The transcript is spliced from 5 exons. Bases 71 to 1225 code for a protein of 384 amino acids. Gene Ontology annotation, biological process: mitochondrial translational initiation; ribosome disassembly.